Molecule: messenger RNA, 1985 nt
Organism: Triplophysa dalaica
Lineage: Eukaryota; Metazoa; Chordata; Actinopteri; Cypriniformes; Nemacheilidae
Product: phospholipid phosphatase 3-like
Exons: 6
Coding region: 90-1022 (310 amino acids)
Biological process (GO): phospholipid metabolic process; phospholipid dephosphorylation; canonical Wnt signaling pathway
Molecular function (GO): phosphatidate phosphatase activity
Source: RefSeq, a predicted model, not a curated record
UCGACUUGAGAAGACUUCUCUGCAGGUUGAGCGUUGUUUCUUAUAUUCAUUAUAGUCUUUAGUGACAAAAAAACCAAGAACGUUGAUAAAUGCAGCAGUUACUGGUGGAGAAAGCCAUGACGGCAGACAGCAGCAAUGGACUGAAUAACAAGAGUGACGGCAAAGACUACAGAAGAAAUAGACUGAUGGUCGGACUGGACCUUUUCUGUCUGUUUCUAGCUGCGCUGCCUUUUCUCAUCAUAGAGUCUGGUGCUGUGAAGCCCUACAGACGCGGCUUCUAUUGUUCAGAUGAAUCCAUCAAAUAUCCCUCCAAACACAGAGACACGAUCAGCGAUGGCGUUCUCUCAGCUGUGGGCAUGCUCGUAGUCAUUCUCUCUAUCACAAUAGGCGAGAGCUACAGAAUUCGUCAUCUUCAUAAAAGCCCCGUCACGUUUGUGGGGAACCCGUACAUCUCUGCUCUCUACAAGCAAGUGGGUGUGUUCAUGUUUGGCUGUGCAGUCAGUCAGUCCUGCACAGACAUCGCCAAAGUCUCCGUGGGCCGCUUACGACCUCACUUCUUAGAUGUGUGCCAGCCGGAUUUAGCCUCCGUCAACUGUUCAUUGGGUUACAUCACUGAAUACAGAUGCACAGGAGAUGACAGUAAAGUUCAGGAAGCAAGGAAAUCCUUCUUUUCUGGCCACGCCUCCUUCUCAAUGUACACAAUGCUGUAUUUAGUACUGUACCUGCAGUCCCGGUUAUCCUGGCGAGGGGCUCGUGUUCUCAGACCGCUCCUCCAGUUCACCCUGCUCAUGAUGGCGUUUUACACCGGCCUGUCACGUGUCUCCGAUCACAAGCAUCACCCCACUGACAUACUCGCAGGCUUUGCUCAGGGAGCUCUUGUGGCAUACUGCACUAUGUUUUAUGUGUCAGACCUCUUCAGGUCAAAAGGCAGGAGCUCUUCUCUGUCGACUGCCACCAGAAAGAUAGAGCGUCUAUCACCUGUGGACAUAAGGGAACGGAGCAAUCAUCUCUCUAUAGCGUGAGGAUGAAUCAGUGGACUGGCUGAAGAUGAAUACAUGUAACUUCAACACCACUAUGUAAUCCACAUUACAUACAAAACUGUUUGUGUGUUAUAAACACAGAUGUGACUGACAUGAUACCUCAUGAUUAUACAUCAUAUGCUCGUAAACUUUACUCUUUUUUUUUUUUUAAACAAAUUCCUGUGCCUCUGGAAGGAUGAUUAGUUCUAUUAAAUAAAUGACUUUUACUUACACAACAACUUUAAAAAAGUUUAAAUGUUAAUGGUUAAAACUGUGCUCUGUUGUUAAAUGUGUAGUUUUUUGUGUUAGAGUGUAGAAUGGUAGAUGUGUGUUAAAGAAUCUCUUUGUUAAAUGGACAGGUUGAUUUUAUUUACAGGACCUCCUUCUGCCGGAUGGAAGGAACCUGCAAGGGUGGAAUGUAUUGUUUUUAAUCUAAUGGCACAAUUUAACUCUCUGUAUUUUUGUGUGACAAAGUUUUGAUUAAGAAUACAGACAGGACAGCUUUCAUUAAGGUUUGUUUUUUCUUUGUACGUUAAGUGGCAUCUAUAGACGGUUUUAUCUUAACAACAUAAACGAACGUUACUGCGCAUGCGCACUUUUGUGACCCCACCUUAACUUCCGGUACACAUUCACAAACAAUAGAGCGCAUGUAGAUUAUUUCUGAUAACAAUCAAAAGAUACUGAACCGCUACUUUUCAAUCUUGUCCCGACAUUAGUUUGAAUAAAGACUGAGAUUCCAAACUCAACCGCUAGAUAUCAUUGUACCGUAUGGUUUCUUUAAUUGAGAAUAAACUACAGGACCCAUUCAACAAAUUGUUUAUUCAAUUAAAUGAACAUACAACAAAAUUAAGUAAAAUGUUUAUUUAAUUCAAUAACUAUGCAAUAAAACAAUGAUACUGUAUCUAUUAAUAUUAUCAUAAAUAAAAUAUAAAUAGUUAUAUUAUCAAACACAAACCGGAAGUUAAC